Messenger RNA from Tilletiaria anomala UBC 951, 807 nucleotides. RefSeq lists its product as uncharacterized. Lineage: Eukaryota; Fungi; Basidiomycota; Exobasidiomycetes; Georgefischeriales; Tilletiariaceae. The transcript is spliced from 4 exons. Bases 132 to 653 code for a protein of 173 amino acids. The record is from RefSeq and is a predicted model, not a curated record.
CAUUUUGCGACCUCAACUGAUUGCGCACAAUUACUCUGGCCGUACGUACAUUCCGGAGCAGUGCACAACGCGGAGAGCGACAUCACAAGGAGAGCUCGCCAGUCUGCAACGUAAAGUCCGUAAGGAACAAGAUGGCCGCCACCGGUCGAGCGGUGACGCGACAGGCGUCAGCAAGAACACGAGCGGUACUGGCACGCAGCUACGCGAGCGCACCCGCGACAACAGCGACUGCUGCUGUGAUCGGCACGCCUGCAGUUCGACGACCAGUAGGCGGAUUCCGAGGCGGCCUAGCUGGCUUUGCGCUUGGAUUUGGUGCUGCUGGCACUUACGGAUACUACUAUCUCUUGCAAGAGUACCAUGCGGCGUCUAAUCUGAUGCUGACAACGGUGGAGGAGCUGCAGAGCAGUACACAAAAGAUAUCGUCGCAGCUAGCCAGGGUGAAAAAGCUCGAGGCAGAUCUGCAAGCCCUUUCGAGAAGCACAUCGACCAAGGAGGACGCAAGCAAGAGCAAAGGCGAGCUGCUCAAGGUAUAUAACGGUCUACACGAGGAAUUGUUCAGUGUCAAGAAUCGGCUGUGGGGAGUUGAGAAGGACGUCAACACCGCACUUAAAGGAGUACAAGCGGGCUGUGUGGUUGGGGAGCGGCGCGUGUAGACACUCUGUACCUCUGCAUUCAUGGUCCAAUCAUGCAGCACCUUGCGUAUUUGAUAGAAAGCUCAUAUGUCAUCCAUGAUUGGGAUUCAUUGCUGCGAUUCUGGCUAUCACCGAGCCUGAGCCGCGUUGUGCAAAUCCCUCGCAAUUACUUGUU